UUAGUACCACUAUUCACAUUCUAUCGAGACUCAAUACAGUUCUUAAUUGGUUUGAAUUAAUGAUUAAAUCAUCCUUUACAAGACUUUACUUCUGCUUGUAUUUUUAUCUAAUGGAAACUAAAGACUAGGCUAAUUUAUGCAAGUGAUUAAAUUAAUUGAUUGGGAAUGUCGUUUCUUUUAGGGUAACUUCUCUUGUGUUUCCUUGAAAAUUUAUAAGGUAUUAGUUUGAAAACAUUGAGUUUAGUUGAAUUAGUGUAUGCAAAACAGAUUAUGAAAUGGGAAUCUCAAUAGGAAGCAUUUGAUACGUGGUAGAUACCCAUUUUAUUUAGGAAUGAUAGUUAAAAUGAGAGUGGGGGUGAGUUCGAGACUGCUUUGGAGUGAGUUUUAAUAGACAAUUAAUUUUUAAUUUAUAUAUGUUAAAGCAUAUUAAAAAUAAUAAUGCUAGUUUUUAUGAC
Messenger RNA from Paramecium octaurelia, 455 nucleotides. The record is from the annotation of a GenBank genome assembly. Lineage: Eukaryota; Ciliophora; Oligohymenophorea; Peniculida; Parameciidae.